This is a messenger RNA of Eleginops maclovinus (Patagonian blennie), 878 nucleotides long. It is a transcript of the gene c5h22orf23, whose product is annotated as chromosome 5 C22orf23 homolog. The record is from RefSeq and is a predicted model, not a curated record. Lineage: Eukaryota; Metazoa; Chordata; Actinopteri; Perciformes; Eleginopidae. The transcript is spliced from 7 exons. The coding region runs from base 144 to 821 and encodes 225 amino acids.
ACGCGAAUAUUAUGCACCUCCAGCCGAAGAGCUGGACGCUGUUGUUAGUUGUUAUGGCAACAAACAUACACUGCCGUCUCUAACCCGGACAACAACCGACUUUUGGACUUGCUACAGGAGAAAACGUAUUUAAAAAGUUACAGAUGGAGGCCUCCUCACAGAGUAGGGAUGGCAGAGGAGGACUGUGGAACAACCCGAGAGCCAGCCAGUACAGCCAGCAGACCCAGGACAUGCUGAGAUUGAUGAUGCAGGAAUCAAGGCUCAACCACCUCCAGAGAAAACAGAUCAACGAAUGCCUCAAGAAUGGAGCAGCUUUACCCCUGAACUCUGACCCCAAAUCAUCGUCUUCCCCCGUUCAGCAGAAAACCAGUAAAUGUGUCCAGAAGCGUGUGCCGGGGAAGCCUCAGAGACGCAGCGCUGAGUCCUGUCGCUUGGGGAACAGCUACGUCAGAGAAAAGUUCUGUCCCGGACCUUCAAGAGACUUGGAGAAAGAGAAGAGGAGGCUUCAGAAUAUUUUGGCAACAGGAGAGGAAGAGCCCACAGCUUCAAAAAAUUUUGCUGCCUGUCGGAACCAAGAGGUUGCUGAGCAGAGAGACCGGUAUCAGAUAGUUCUGGAUGAGAUACAGGAGAGGAGACAGUUCCUGACAGAGAUGGGCUCACUGGGUCAGGAGAGGCAGUACACCAACAUCAUCAACUCUGAAAUAUCCCAGAGGAUCCGAGAGCUGCAGGUUCUGGAGAAAGCUCGCUGUCUGACAUUUGAGACACCUUCAGAGCAGGUCACAGAAAAGAUGGAGACAGAAGAGAAGACUCACUGCCACUGACUGAACAGUUACACAGGCUUAUUAUCUUUAUCACACAUUAAAGUUACAAGAAACAUG